AUCCGCGCGAUGCGCCUGAACGCGCCGGUGCCUGCCGUGGCAUCUGCGCGUGCUGACGCGGCCGUCGGCCUCAACAAGUCCGGCUUGUUCAGCGCCACGCUGGGCGCGGUGACCUCUGGAUCCUCGCGAGAUGACAAGCUCGAGCUGACGCACCUGGGUCGGCAGUCUGGCAUCAAGGAGGAGGACAAGAAACACUGGGAGGGCUUCCAACUGGGCGUCUGUGGCCUCGCAACCACAGACUUCAGGUCGGCGCUGGACGAGGUGAAACGAGUGCUGCAGGACGCGGGGUUGUCAAUGGAAAACGUUAGGGUAACGUUCAACCACGCCAUUAUCGGCUUCCCUAGGAGCAAGGAG
Phytophthora sojae is the source of this 354-nucleotide messenger RNA. RefSeq lists its product as hypothetical. The annotation marks the transcript as partial. Lineage: Eukaryota; Oomycota; Peronosporomycetes; Peronosporales; Peronosporaceae. The record is from RefSeq and is a predicted model, not a curated record. The transcript has a single exon.